Strongyloides ratti is the source of this 1629-nucleotide messenger RNA. RefSeq lists its product as hypothetical. The coding region runs from base 1 to 1629 and encodes 542 amino acids. The record is from RefSeq and is a predicted model, not a curated record. Lineage: Eukaryota; Metazoa; Nematoda; Chromadorea; Rhabditida; Strongyloididae. The transcript has a single exon.
AUGGAUAAUAAUAAUGAUUUAAUGAUUUUUUCUUUUACUGAACCAGUAAUUUUAAAGAAAAUUUUUAGCUAUAUUUCUUCAUAUGAAGACAUUAUUAAUUUAUCUUCAUCAAGUAAAUUUUUUAAAACUCUUUUAAGUUUAACACCAAAAAAUAUGUUAUCAUAUAAUGAGAAUUGUUUCUAUGAAAUUUUACUUAGUAGAAAUUCAAAAACAAAUGAAAAUUUUGUUAUAUGUCAUAAUCCAUUUUCAAGAAAUAAAAGAUCAUCUUACUUGUUUAAUGAUGAAAUUACCUAUUUAUCAACAUUACCAAAUAAUUAUUUUAUUUUUCAAAAUGAAAUUACAACUGAAAUUGAUUUAAAUUUUGAUAAUAUGUCAAUAGAAUCUGCUAAUGAAAUAAUUGAUGAUUUAGGAAAAUUUAUUAAUGAAUUAUCAAAACUUUUUAAAAAUGCAAAAAUAUUAAAUUUAUCUUUAUCAUUAUCACACUAUAGAUAUAAUUAUUUGGGUAGAUUAUUAUCACAACUUAAAAGUAAUACAAUUGAAAUAAUAAAAUUUAAUAUUCAAGAUUUAUUUAAAACAGUUUUACAAGAUAAUUUAUUAACAAAUACAACAAUUUUUGAUGGAAUACCAAAUUUUAAAGAAAUUUUUAUUAGUGGUUUUCUUGGUACAGUACACAAUUAUACAUUUAAUACACAUGAUAGUGUUUUAACACAUUUUAUAAGAUGCCUUUCUAAUCGUAAUAAUUGUAUUUUAAAUAUUAUUGAAUUAAAUUACUCCUCCUCUCAUCAAAAAUCUAUUUCUGAGUAUUUGGAGUUAGCUACAAAUAACAAUUUUUUAAUUAAAUAUAGAGAUGAGUAUGAUUUUCCAUCAACAAUUUUUGUACCAUUACGUGAAAAAGAAUCAUUUAGAAGAUGUAACAUUUUAGAUAAUCUUUUAUCAAUAUCAAUAAAAAUAAGAACAACACAACUUUUUCUUCCACUUAUCAAAAGUAUUAAACAAUUAAUUAAAUUAAAAGAAAUUCAUGUAUCAAUGUUAAACAUUAAUAUAGAUAAUAUUUUAGAUGUUACAUGGAAAAAUAUUACAAAUCUUCAACUUUUUAAUUUAGAUUUUUGUUUAAGUGAAGAAGUACAUCCAAUAAUAGCAAAAGAUGCUGAUUAUCAUAGUCAAUUAAAUAUUGUUAAAUAUUUUAUCUCAAUAUUACCCUCAAAUGUCAUGAAAUUAAGAUUGCAUAAUAUUUAUUGCAUGACUGAUGAUGUCUCAAAUUUUAUUAAUGAAACACUACCAAAUAUACAAUUUUUAUGGAUUCAAUGUGGUAUAUUUCAAAAUAAAACAUGUUUUGAAAAUUUUAAAAAUAUUAAACAUUUAAUUUUAUUAAAUGUUCAUGAUUUAAUAAUUCCUAAAUCUGUUGAAUUUUUUAUUAUGGAACAAAAAUGGACCAUUAGAAAUCCAUAUGAUGAUGAACAAAUUUUUAAAAAAUAUUCAGAAUCUUUUCCAUAUUAUAUUCUUCAGAAACCAUCAUUAUCUAGAAUAUAUUUUAAAAAUUUAUUUGAUUCAAAACAACUUUUUGAUAUUAUAGAAUAUUAUUAUAAUAAUAAUAGUCCAUCACUCUUUACAAAAAUUCCACGUUUUUAA